Daucus carota subsp. sativus is the source of this 1626-nucleotide messenger RNA. RefSeq lists its product as uncharacterized. The record is from RefSeq and is a predicted model, not a curated record. Lineage: Eukaryota; Viridiplantae; Streptophyta; Magnoliopsida; Apiales; Apiaceae. The transcript is spliced from 3 exons. Bases 45 to 1400 code for a protein of 451 amino acids.
UGUCGUCGGCCGCGGAGUUGUUUAAGUUGCAUUCUGAUAGAAUUAUGACGGCGGUUGUUGAUAGGUUGUGGGAUGGGGAGCAGCGGGUUCGAGACUCGGCGAGGAGGCUGUUGAUUACCCUUAUGGAGGUGAGAGAUAUUAGUGCCAGGCUGGAGCAGAUUCAGAUUCAACCAGCAACUUCCGUCUCUUCCAUCUCUGAAGGACUUAAUACUGAGACGAGCAAGCAAAAACCAUCAGAGAAUUCAAAGGAUAAUGAUAAAGGAAUUGAGCCCCUACUGGAACUGCCGGAAGAUAUUAUCUUUCUACAAAUUCUGCCUAAGUUGAACAGCCUAGAUGUUCUUCCCCUGGUUUUGGUGGCUAGGAGUUGGGCCUCCUUUCUUUUGCAUGAGGGACCCAGACUGAUGUUAUUCAACCCACCUAAAAAUCCUACACCUAAACACACUUCAAUUUUAUUUGAUGUAAGCCCGAUUCCGUACUCUGUUUCAGUUUUGUUAUCCCCAGAGAGCCGCCAACUGUGUCAGUCUAGGUGUAUAAUUGUUCCAAUCUUGAAUUCUGGUAUAAAACAUGCUGUUCCAAUUUUCACUGACUACCCAGAUUUUUUAAAGCAGGGGGAAGUCCCAACUGUAGUGGGAUCUUCCAGUGGUAUUAUAUGCCUCUAUAUCACCAGUUCUCCCUCUAGAUACAUCCUGCUAAACCCCUUAACAAAACAUUAUAAAGAGGUUGGGGCCCCUUAUAUUUUUGUACCAGAUUGUGAGCAAGCUUCUGUAACUUCUGGAUUCUUUUAUGAUGAAUGGACUGAUGACUUAAAGAUCGUACAAUUGUUGAGAUGGGAUCAAAGGCUUACGAGCUUGGAUGCUCCGGGACCCAAAAAGAUACAUGCGCUUCGCGUUUAUUCUGUAAAUUCUGCAAAUUGGGAAGUUGUUGACUUGGGGCCAAUGAAAGUCUCCGAUCGUCUUGGUGGUGUGUUAUUUUUGCCGAAAGCUCUCGUCACAUUUGUAGAUGCGUUUGCUACAGAGCCGGAGAUUAACUUUUGGUUGGAUUUUCGUGAUUGCCGUCUAAAGGCAGUUCCGGAAUUAGAAGGGGCUGAACUCAGUAUGAAAUCGGUUUGGUGGAAUAACCAGGUUGGUGUUAUUGUUGGAACUGACAGCAUUUAUGUCCUUGAUGAGGAGUUUGCAGCCUGGUAUUACUGCACAGUGCUUCCGGACGUGGGAAAUUGUGUAUUCUGUUUAGAUGAGAACAAAAUUGUGGGGAUGGGGGCUGGGGAAAGCGGAAGCGUAAAUGAUUACAAUAUUCUUAAUUCCACAAGCGGCGAAAUCCAACAUAUAAUCUCGUUGCCUUCUUGCAGGGUUUUUCCGUAUGUUCCUACAUUCUACUAUAUCGAGGGAAUGGCUAAUUUUUAGACUUUUGCAAGUCACAAUGUAAUAAAAGAAUGUAAACAGUACAUAGCAGCAAUACCUCUCUAUAGCAUAUAGUUUCAGAUACAACAUGUAUUGUGAUGCCAGCUUGUAGAGUACAAGUAUUAUUCUAGGUGAUUGAUUGUUGAGAAUAAUAGAGGCAACCGGUUGCAUGAUGGUAUCCUUGAAACUUUCAUAAUUACUAAUAUCGAACUCAGAUAGCAUGCAAUUU